CCAAUUGCCCCCCCCCCCUCUUCCAGUUUAGGCCGCCCCCGCCCAAUGUACAAACCCUAACUCUUCCUCAGAACUCAGAACCCCCAAUCGACAUGGUAUCUGACGCAGAUGAAGACGAUGACUUCUCCGGGAGUGAGGGCGACGAGGGCUUGGACGAGGACAUGGAAGCCCUAAGGAGGGCCUGCAUUCUCACGGGAACCGACCUCAAUUCCCUCCAACCCCCUGCCAAUGAAACCACCGCCUCUGAUUGCGACGAUGACGAUGACGACGACAUGGAAUUGGUUCGCGGGGUACAGCGGAGGUUGUCGGCAUGCAAUCACGCGGAGGCGCCUCUCUUUCUCAAGCCCCUCAGCACGCUCCCGCCGGCUCUCUCGGACCCAGAUGAUGAUGAGGACGAUUUCGAGAUACUCCGUGCCAUUCAAAAGCGUUUUUCCGGAUAUGUUCAAGACAGGGAGAAAAAUGGCAAGGGAAAAUUUAUGAGUAAAGUGGAGCAUGUCCGUUCCAACAGCAUAGCCUUGGAGAAGGAAACUUCCAAUAACUUAGUUGUAGACAGCACUAAUGUUUCUGAGGGAUUUCCAGAUUCUUUAGAUUUUUACACCACCUCCCAGAGUUCCGAAUCAAUUAAUAACAUUACUCACGGGGUUAGUUCAUCAGGCUUAGUUGAGUGGCAUCAACCAGAUGAUCAUGGUUUGGCUAUAAUGCCAUGCAGCGGUUCUAGCUUCCCAAAGUCUGCACAGAUGUUUGUUGAUGCCAUCAAGAAGAACAGGGCCUGUCAGAAAUUUCUUAGAAGCAAGUUGAUGCAGAUUGAAGCAAGGAUUGAAGAGAACAAAACACUGAAGCAGCGUGUUAAACUUCUGAGAGAUUUUCAGGUUAGCUGCAAAAAAAGGACUGGGCGAGCAUUGUCCCAGAAGAAGGAUGCUCGUGUCCAGCUGAUUUCAGCCAUAAAGCCAAGGGCUAAUUCCAAGGUGAAUGGGAAAAAUGGCUCUCCUUUAUAUUAUGGCCCUAAUGAGAAUUCUCAUGUCACUAGUUAUAGAAUGGUAUUGAAGAAAUUUCCAAUCUCGUUGAAUCAUGAAAAGUGGUCUCAUGAAGAAAGGGAGAAUCUUGCCAAGGGAAUAAAACAGCAAUUCCAAGAACUGUUGCUUCACAAGUCAGUUGAUUUAAUCAGUGAUGUAGAGGGAUCCUCUGGAGAUUCAAAUGACUUUGAUAGUAUGAUUGCAUCAAUUAGGGAUCUUGAUAUCGCCCCUGAGACUAUUAGAUCGUUUUUGCCCAAGGUUAACUGGGAGCGGUUGGCCUCUAUGUACGUCCCAGGUCAUUCUGGUGCCGAAUGUGAAGCAAGGUGGUUGAACUGUGAAGACCCCUUAAUCAAUCACCACUCAUGGUCUAGAAGGGAGGAUAAGGAACUUCUGCGUAUUAUCCAAGAAAGGGGUAUCAGUGACUGGAUUGACAUUGCCGUUUUGUUGGGAACAAACAGGACCCCAUUUCAGUGCCUGGCUCGUUAUCAAAGAAGUCUUAAUGCUUCGAUACUGAAGAGGGAGUGGACUGAGGAUGAUGAUGAUAAACUUCGCGCUGCUGUAGAAACUUUUGGCGAGGGUAAUUGGCAGCUUGUGGCUUCUACUUUGGAAGGACGGACAGGUACCCAAUGCUCUAAUAGAUGGAUAAAAUCCCUUCACCCAGCUAGGCAAAGGGUAGGGAGGUGGACUUUGGAUGAGGACAAGCGACUGAAAGUAGCAGUGAUGCUCUUUGGGCCAAAAAACUGGAAUAAAAUAGCUCAAUUUGUUCCUGGUCGAACUCAUGUGCAGUGUAGAGAGAGAUGGGUCAAUAGCUUAGAUCCUUCUUUGAGAUUUGGUGGAUGGACUCAAGAAGAGGAUUCAAAGUUGGAUGCAGCAGUUGCAAAACAUAGAGAUUGCUGGUCUAAGGUUUACUGGUCUAAGGUUGCUGCGUGUGUGCCUCCCCGUACUGAUAAUCAGUGUAAGAGGAGGUGGAAGGAUAUACAUCCAGUUGAAUGGUCAUGGCUCCAAGCAGCUAGAAAGAUACAAAACGUAGCUCUCAUAUCAAACUUCGUAGAUAGGGAGUCAGAACGACCUGCCCUUGGACCAAAUGAUUUCAUUCCGCUGGCAAUCACAAAUGCAGUUGCGGAAUCUGAAAAUGUAAAUCCUUCUGGAAAACGAAAGAGGAAAUCAAGGUCCAGGAGACCUACGAAGGAAGCUCAAAGCUGUCCUGGGGAAGUUCCACUGUUAACCAAUGGCAAUGGGAUUGAGAACUAUGGUGGUGAUGCUAUUUCAAAGAAUAGAGUGAUGAAGCCACGACGAUCAAAGAAGAAUAGAAACUUUGAACCAACUCAAGAUUGUGCAAGGGACAGUCAAGUUGGACCAUCUGAUGGGACGACAAAGAGGAAUAGGUCUUUUGGGAGGCGAAAAAGGAAAUCUAGUGCGAGGCCGGAAGCAGCUUCCAUGGAUGAUGCCAUUUCGAGGACGGAAAGAGAAAAGAAGCCGUAUUCUAAGGGGAAUAAACACCCUCGUCCAAGAAUAGCUCAUUUAGCAGCUAGUGAAAAGUUAUCAAAAAUAUUAGAGGUUAAAGAACUUAGUGGUGAUCAUGCUGUGAAGAAUAGAAAGGCAUCUGAACAAUGUCGAAGAGAGAGUAAAUGUGUUCAACUGUUAGAUGAAAGCUCAGGGAUGAUCAAUUCAGAUAAGAUUGUGAGCUUCAAGGAAAAUAAUGCUAUUUCAGAGAAGCGUGUUGAUUCAACUCAAGUUGAUUCAUCAUUUUGUCAAGUUUCAACAUUAUCAAAGAUAACGGACAUUAAUGAGGUUGAAGCCUUCAGUGAUGUUGGUGCAAGGAAUAAGAAUUCUCAUGAACCCAGAUCAAAGAGGAGUAAAUAUAACAGACUUAUGCUGGAACUUUUAGAGAUAAGCGAUUCUGGUGAAGCAGAUACAUUAAGGGGCAAUGAUGCCAGUUUGGGGAAGAAAAAGGUUACCAAGCGAAGUUUGAAAAAGUGCAGUGGAGUAAGUCAUUCGUCAUCUUCAAAGUCUUGUAUGAUUAUUGAGGGGCAUAAAAGGUCAAGAACUACCAAUAAGUCUAUUUCUAAUUAUAUUUCUGAGGUUGAAGACAGGGAUGACAUGACUCUUGCAUCAUUUAUUCAGAACCAACGGAAGAAGAGAAAGCUUAACCUCACUGAAACAGUUAGUUUUGUUGUUGGACCCAGCGCUCCUCCCCCUGGAUUUGAGAAAAUCCGGAAUACGGCAGAUAUGCAUCAUAAUACGAACAAUGAGGAUUAAACAGAUUUUGCCUUCUUGUAUCAGUCAUCCUUUUUCCAACCCCUUAUUAGUCUAGACUUUAAAUAGUAGUUAAUGUAUUUUCCUACAUAGGCAUUUAACUUACCAACCCCUGGAUUUAGCAAUUUUGUUAGCAUAAAAGUGUGUUGCUCGGGGGGAUUUUGAAGAGUUGCACCUGUAUAGUCGUAUUUCUGAUGAGCAUGAGCAUUCUUUUGUAAAUGGCUUUGUGGCCUUGUAAACUAAGGUUUGAAGCUUGUUAUUUCUGUGGAUUCCUUUGAUGAAAAAGAUACCAAAAAGGCUUGGCAUAUGUGCUAGUUUUGGCCUGCUUGAGACGCACAGAUUAAAUAGAAAUUAUCGUUUGUUUUC
Messenger RNA from Rhododendron vialii, 3635 nucleotides. RefSeq lists its product as uncharacterized. The transcript is spliced from 10 exons. NCBI's taxonomy places the organism in Eukaryota, Viridiplantae, Streptophyta, Magnoliopsida, Ericales, Ericaceae. The record is from RefSeq and is a predicted model, not a curated record. Bases 93 to 3272 code for a protein of 1059 amino acids.